UUUAUAACGGACCGAGAGUGUUUUCUUGGUAAAAAAAGCUGGUUUGGUUGCAGGACGCGUCGCCUGCGUGGAAUACUUCUGAGCUACAGUCCGUGUGUUCGAGCGUGAAGCCCGCUUUACCCCCUGAUCCCAAUGUGCUGGUGGAGAAAGUGCACGUCGCCGAGCUAGACCUCCACCCAAGCAUGCGAUGCUGGUGCUGCGCCCUGGCCCUCCUCCUCCCCUGGGUGCUGCUGGCCCUGGACGCACAGCUCAUCUGCUGGCAGGCGCUCCUCCGGUGCCACGAGGAGCCCGAGUGCGAGCUCGCCUACGGGCAGUACCUGGCGGCCUGUGAGGGGAACACGGGGACGAGGAGGCAGUGUCCGAGCCACUGCAUCAACGCGCUCAUCCGGCUCAACCACACGCGCAGCGGCCCGGAUCUGGAGACCUGCGACUGCGCCCGGGACGCGGAGUGCCUCGGGGCCAAGCGGGCCGUGGAGCCGUGUCUCCCCCGGCGGCACCCGAGCGACGCCGGCGGGAUCGGCUGCAUGGAGGCCCGGCAGCGCUGCGAGGAGGACGGAGACUGCCACGCCUCCCUCACCGCCUACCUGUCCUACUGCGGGCAGCUGUUCAACGGCCGGAAGUGCUCGUCCAAGUGCAAGGCCACCAUCCAGCAGAUGCUGUUCAUCCCGAACGGAGCCCUGCUGAACCGCUGCGUCUGCGACGGCGUGGAGAGGCCCUUCUGCGAGGUGGUGAAGGAGAACAUGAGCAAACUGUGCUCCAUAGGGGACCACAUGGUUGUUUCUGACCAGCCGGACGUGGACGACCUCUACGAGGAUGAAGACUAUGAUCCUAAAAGUGACAGAGAGGAGGUGCUGUCCGAUCAUUCCUCUGCUCCCCAGAGGUUGCCCGGAUGCCUGACGCUCCUGUUUCUUUCUCUAGCACGGAUAUUGUACUGAGACAAUGCAACAUUUAUUGGAUUUAUCAGCGGAAAAAAGAAUCCCCUUCUUGGGAGCCGAGAGUCCAGCUGGAGUUCGGAUGGAAUCAGUGACUUGGUCAGAGACGCUUCAGCGUGGCCUCGCUGGAUAAGGAGAGCUGUUCUGUCAUCCCCGAGGCCUCACUGCCAUUCCAUUUUAGUUGCAGGGCGACAGUAGUGAUUUGUGUGCGCUUCCCACAACCGUACAAUUUGCAUAGUAAUUGGUCUUCGAGCAUAUCUCACUCAGCAAAACUGCUUUAAAAAAAAAAAGAAAAAGAAAGUGUGAUUCAGAUCUUCACAUAUUGCUCAGAGUGAAACUGCUCUCUACUCUGCAGACUGUUGGCAAACAGUUCUUCCAGGUGCCGGGGAGAGGAAGCGAACCACGGCGGACUUAGUUGCCAAGUGGAUGGAGUGCCUUUAAGCAGCUCCCUGUUUGUUUGGUUGGGUUCAAUGGUACUUGGGAGUGUGGCUUUAUUAAGACCUUGGACAAACAUUGGACCCGUCCCGUGUCUCUGUUUGCUCUGCUCUCCAUUUCAGUGUGUGUGUGUGUGUGUGGGGGGGGUCUUUCUGCAUUGUCGCAGCGACCGCACUUCAAAUAUUUGUGGGAGCAGCAGUCAAAGGGACGAGGUGAGGGUUGUGGGAUCAAGUACUGAAAUUAACUGAAGCGCCUCUUCCGGGCCACUCCGUCUGUGGGGCCCCUCCUCCUCCUCCAUGUGAGAUUGUUUUAUUGAACUUUUCCUGAGACAGCCACCCACCCCCUCUUCCUCCUCUCCACCGCCUGCCCCCUUUCACGCCUUCAAAGGGGGGGGGGCCCUCCAGUCUUUAUUACUGCUCUCACACUGCAGCUACAAGCCAGGAAAAAGGUGUCUGCUGCUGGUGCCAAAAGGUCAACAUAUCAAACCUGCUGCUGAUGUUACCUGAGGUCCACGCCGACAGCCCAGAGAUUCGAACCAGCAGUCAGUUCAGUCACACAUCUUUUGUCCACUAUUCCACUUUAAGCCAAUUAGUAACAAGGGAAAGUAAAAAAAACAACGUUUUUGUUAUUAACGAUCACUUGUACUGCCAAUUCGUGUCUUUGCCACUUGAAAUUGUCAAAACUAAUCUUUUUUUUGUUUUGUUUCUGUCACGACGUCUUGAAGAAUGUUGCUAAAAGUUAAAUUAUGAAGCUAGAAUAUGAAGAAUGUGUACAUGUUUUACAGUUAUAUGCAGUAAAGUAAGCCAACGCGGUCACUUGCACGCCUUUGACACAGUACGGACACACAAAAGUAGCUCCAUUGUUUUGAUGUGAUUUAGGCUCUUUAGGUUUUUCCAUCUCAUCUUGUGCAGUGAAUACU
Anoplopoma fimbria (sablefish) is the source of this 2286-nucleotide messenger RNA. Its product is annotated as growth arrest-specific protein 1. Gene Ontology annotation, biological process: regulation of cell cycle. Lineage: Eukaryota; Metazoa; Chordata; Actinopteri; Perciformes; Anoplopomatidae. The record is from RefSeq and is a predicted model, not a curated record.